AUGUCUUUGAAUGGGCUCGAUACUGCCCCCGUCGUGGAAGCCUACCAAAGUGCCCUGGCCGAUGCGGGCGGGUGGUUUCUACUACACUAUGUUGCAAGAGAUGAGGUUGCUCUCCACGAACGAGGCACCGGCGGGGUGCCUGAAAUCCGGAAUGCCAUCAACAGCUACGAGGAAUGCUCGCCACUCUAUGGCUUCCUUCAAUACCGGCGCAGAAAAGUGAUCAUCCGCUACAUGCCGGAGGGGUUAUCCCGGCUCAUACUAGCCCGAAGCAAUGUCCAAUUCCAGUCCGUGACCGACAAGUUCACCCCAAACGACACUGUCCUUCCUCUGUCCAAAGCCUCCGAUCUCACCGAAAGCGCCUUGUCCUCCGCGUGUCUCCUCCAUACCGCCUCGACUUCGAUUACCUCUUCUUCGAGCUCUCUUCGCCGCCGCAGGCUGAUGGAAAUCACGGAAGAUGCUGAGGAAAAUGGCGCAAAGGAUGAAGCUCCAAAACCAAUCCCACCUCCCCAAUCGGAGGCCCGACGCAGACCAAGGAGCGUCAAGUCGGAAGCUACCCUAGUGCCGUCACCCAUUGAACCCCCCGUGGAACCAGAAUUACCUCCGACAUCACCAGAAAGCGAAAAAGCGUCAGUCGACCUCAUGCCACCCCCAUCCCGGGCGAGCUCUAGAGCCACAAUCUCUCGAGGGAGUCCCAUUGAACCACAGUCGGCAACAAUGUCCCCCAGGUCCAUAAAAUCAGAUCGCUCUCCCUCCAGCUCCAGGUACCGAACUAUCUUGGAUGAAUUCCCCCGUCCUUCAGAAGAGGCCCGGUUGUCCACCCAAUCCACCCGCCCCUCACUCCGAGAUUUGGAACGGGCCGCGGGAUACACUCCUAAGGUUAAGCUGGGACCCCGACCGUCCGUGGAUAGCAGUGGAAGACCCCGCACAUCAGGCAGUUCUCGAAAUGUAGACCAGCGCCCUGUUGCUUCCCUGCCGACAAAUAUGCGCUCUUCCUCCCUGCGGAAGCAAAACGGUGAUCCGCCCCGCCCUCGAUCUCAGGGGAGCACUUUCGCAACCAAGCCCACUAGUCGUGUCCCGCCAGUCCCACCUUUGCUGGUUCCACCCCCCUCUAUUCCUAUUUCGAGACCUCAACUUUCCCCUGGCGCCAAAUCUCUUGGAGCGUUGUCGACCUCCUCGGGAUUGACCCCUGAGAAAGAACGUUUGAUGAAGGCUUUGCAGCAACGAAGGAAGAAUAUGGCUAAGCGUGCGGAGGAAACGAAGAAGAAGCAGGUCUCGGAGGAAGGAGAGCUCAAACCAGUGAAGGAUAUUGCCAAAAAUUUGGAUGACGAUAAAGAGAAUCUCAUUCAGAUUCACUAUCCUGAUUCUGAAAUGCUGCUGUCUGAGCCGGAGACAAUUCAACAAGAUCAACAGGACUUCCCUUCGGACAAUUCACCCGUGCCUCCUGAGUCCGCCCCUGAGCUUGUUCCCGAGUCUAUUCUUAAACCUGCCUUCGAGCCUGUUCAUGAAUCCACCCUUGAACUUGCCCCCGAAUAUGUUCCUGAGCCCAGUCCCAAACUUGCUCCUGAGCCUGUUGGCCCAACUUCCGAAGCUGUCCUCACACCCGCCUUCGAGCCUGCUCAUGACUCCACUCUUGAACUUGUCGCAGAACCCGUCCCUGAGACCAUUGUUGAAUCCGCUCCUGAGCUCGUCGUGGAGGCAGUUGCUGAGCCCAUUCCCGAAAUUGCUCCUAAGCCUGUUGACGCAAAUUCCGAGGCUAUCCUUGAACCAGUCACCGAACCGAUUGUUGAGUCUGCUGUGACGCCUGAGCCAGAGCAGCCUUCUGAGCCUCUCGAGGCUGAAUCAGAACCGAUCGUUGAUCUCCCUCCUACCAGCGCUGAGGAUGGGCCAUCCUUACCCACAGGCACAAGUGCCGACAGUUCUAUCUCAGCCGAUCGCGCUGCUACACCUUCAGAGACUGUCAAGGCAGAAACACUGCAGACACCCCCUGAGGAUGAAACACGCACUGAGCACGAGGACUCCGUAAUCCCUGAUCUCGCCCCACCUACUUUUAAUCCUGAUGUCCCACUUCAAAAUGAGCCUUCGGAUGCCCCGCAACCUGAUUCAGGGGACGUCUCCGAAACACAUUUCGAACUUUCCCCAGUUGCAUAUGUGCCAACUGACGAGCCUUCUGAGGUGCCUAUCUCAGCAGAGGUCCCUCAGGUGGUUCCCCUCCCCUCCGCCCCCUCUGUUAUCCCUCCAGAAAGCACUGGCACGGAAACGCCAGCCUCCCCCGUUUUUGUCUCGAUCGAGGUGGACGAGCCGACCCCUGAUCACCCGAUUGCUGAGAAAGCCGAGCCUCUUACCCUAGACCAGAGGCGCAGGGUCCGCCUAGAGCCUAUUCAAGUGCCUACUCUAGAGUUCUCGGACGACGACAACCUCCUUUCCGACGAUUCAUUCAUGGAGGAAUUGACCUCGGCUACUGUCCAGGAGGCCAGACCGGUAUCUGUGAAAUCACCCAACGGCGUCGAUCACGCCUGGAAGAAUUCACGCGCCGUCUCGAGCCCGUUCUCUAUGGGAUCACCGUCGGGUCUGCAAGCUCUUGCAGUGGGCCGGUCCAUUUCUAGCUCACACUCUGAAAAUGGCCCGCCUACGCCGGUACUCAUGGCCAAGAAGAUCAACGUCUCCUCUGGAAUUUCCAGUCGCAUCAAGGCUCUUGAAAAGUUUUCGAGCCGGGAAGGCACUCCCUUGGGCGCGAGUCCGGCUAUAGGUGGGCCAUCAGCCUCCUCGUCUUUCGAGAACCUUCGCAAACGCGCAUCUAUCUCGGUGCCCAGCGGGAACCACGAAACUCCUCCACCGAGCACAAUGCAUUCUGCUCACGUCCCCGAGAGCUUUGCCGGUGCGCCGAGCUUGAGUCGGCACAACCGUCAGGUGUCUGUAGAUGCUACGCGCCCUGCUAGCUCUGUUUCCGUGACAGCCCGUAUCGUGCGCGAUGCAGAUAUCUCUCCCGGGUCUUCUGGACUUGAGCCCUCGGAGUCCGAUGUUGUCAACCUCCAGGCCAGUCCUUUGACUGUGGAGCAUGAGACAGCCGAGGAGGCACCGCUCCCUCAGACCUCGCCUAUCGAGCCUGCCAGCCGUCCCCAGGACCGAAGCAUGUCAAUUUCAUCUACUGCGUCUAGUCGCCAAACGACAUCUCGCCCUGGCAGCCGUCCCGGAAGCCGCCCCUCUCUCCCCUCGCGCUCUAGGACCGACGACAGCGUUCAAUCCGCCUCUUCCACAUCCGAGGAUAAGAAGAUAUCUCGCACCUCACGACUCAUGCGCCGCAUGUCCUCGAUCACAUCCAACUCUCGCCGCAGCAUUAUCGGAGCCCUCAGCUCACCAGUCAAGGAAGAGGAGUAUGUUCCCACCUUCACAAAUGGGUCUAGUAAGGCUUCAGGGUCUGCUAGCUCGCGUACCUCAGAGCCCAUCGACAUUGGCGAAGUGAACGUCCAGUUCCCAGAAACUCUUCUGUGGAAGCGUCGGGUCAUGCGCAUCGAUGAACAGGGAUACGUUGUUCUCACGCCUGGCACCAAUGAUGCCACCAACCGGAACAUGACUAAACGCUACCAUCUCACCGAGUUCCGCACUCCUUGUCUUCCCGAUGAAGACAUGCAGGAAUUGCCCAACAGCAUCUUGCUUGACUUCUUAGAUGGAAACACGCUGCAGUGUGCUUGUGAAUCCAGACAGGGACAAGCCUCUGCUCUUCAGACUCUCGUCGAGGCUCACAGUGCCCACCAGCAAUAA
This is a messenger RNA of Penicillium samsonianum, 3759 nucleotides long. RefSeq lists its product as uncharacterized. The coding region runs from base 1 to 3759 and encodes 1252 amino acids. The transcript has 4 exons. The record is from RefSeq and is a predicted model, not a curated record. NCBI's taxonomy places the organism in Eukaryota, Fungi, Ascomycota, Eurotiomycetes, Eurotiales, Aspergillaceae.